CGAACACAUAAGAAAGAAACAUAUCGACAUCGGCAGUCGCCAUGGGUGGCCUCGUCGAGCAGGUCCUCUCGCAUGAGAAGGCCCGCCUCCUCGCCAAGCUAAGUUGGUCAUCAUGGGCUGGCAUAGCCGCCCUUGCCUACCUGGCGUAUGGCAUCGGACUGGUCAUCUACCGCCUCUACUUCAGCCCCCUUGCCAAGUUCCCCGGCCCCAAACUGGCAGCAGCAACGCACUGGUAUGAGGUCUGGUACGAUCUCUUCUCGAAAGGCACCGGCGGCCAGUUCACUUGGAAGGUGAAGGAGAUGCACGACAAGUACGGGCCCAUCGUGCGCGUGAACCCGGACGAGGUGCACAUCGACGAUCCGGAGUUCUGGAACGAGGUGUACGGCGCCAGCACGCCGUCCAAGCCCAUGGACAAGUCGGGCAAGUUCAAGUACCGGUUCGGCAUCCCCGAUGCCACCUUCAGCACCACCCAUGCCGAGCUGCACCGGGAGCGCCGCGCCGCACUGGCCCCCUUUUUCUCCAAGCAGCGCAUCCGCAGCCUGAACCCCAGAAUCUCCGAGACGACCGACCGCAUCUCGCACCGCCUGGCGACCGAAUACGCCGGCUCGGGUCGCGUCCUCAACGUGGGCGACAUGUGGUCCAGUAUGACCAUCGAUGUCACCUCGGAGUUGGCCUUCAGUCGGUCCGUCAACUGCUCGGACGCUCCGGAAUUCAAGUCGCCUCUUUCUGUCGGCAUGCAGACCAUCAUCUGGGCCGGACACUGGAAUGCGCACUUCAAGAUUCUGGUCGAUCUCAUGGGAUGGAUCCCGGAUGGCAUUCUUGGGACCGUGUUGCCGCCGUUCAAGCCCAUCCUGGACUUCCGUGAAGAUACACGUCAACAAAUUAAAGACAUUCUGUCGGGCAAAAAUGCCAAGAGUGUGGACGCUCAGCAUCCCACCAUCUUCCACGACAUUCUGGCUUCCAACUUGCCCCCGCAGGAACUGACACUGAAGCGACUGACGGACGAAGCUGUCAGCCUUAACGGCGCUGGUAUGGAGACUACCAAGUGGACGCUGACCGUAGCCGUCUUCCACAUCCUCGAUCAGCCUGCCGUCCAAGCCCGACUCAAGGCCGAGCUGGCUGAAGCCAUGCCUGACUCGACAUACAUCCUCCCGUGGGCUGAACUGGAGAAGCUGCCGUACCUGUCGGGUGUCGUUGCCGAAAGUCUGCGUCUCUCCUACGGCCAAGUCCAGCGUAUUCCCCGCGUCAACCGCCUCCACGCAUGGAAGUACGGCGACUGGGUCAUCCCCCCCGGCAUCCCCGUCGGCAUGGACGCCUACCACAUGCACACCAACGAGAACGUGUUCCCCGAAGCCCAGAAGUUCAAGCCCGAGAGGUGGCUCGGCGACCCCAGGGGCCCCGCCGGCCUGCACCCGCUUUCGAACUACCUCGUCCCCUUUGGCCGCGGAUCCCGCGUCUGCGCAGGCAUGCCCCUGGCGUACAUGGAGCUCUACGUCGCCCUCGCCACCCUCUUCCGUCGUCACGAGCUCGAGCUGUUCGAGACGGACCGCAGCGAUGCCGAUUUCGUGCUGGAUAUUGUCAUGCCCAUGCCUAGGAAGGAGAGCAAGGGUGUUAGGGUCAUUGUCCACAAAUGA
Sodiomyces alkalinus F11 is the source of this 1634-nucleotide messenger RNA. RefSeq names its product putative cytochrome P450. Bases 42 to 1634 code for a protein of 530 amino acids. The transcript is spliced from 3 exons. Gene Ontology annotation, molecular function: iron ion binding; monooxygenase activity; heme binding. The record is from RefSeq and is a predicted model, not a curated record. NCBI's taxonomy places the organism in Eukaryota, Fungi, Ascomycota, Sordariomycetes, Glomerellales, Plectosphaerellaceae.